AUGCAUACGCUCAAGUCUAUCGCGGCUUCAUCGCUGUCCUUACCAGCUGAUAGCUACAUUUAUUCAAUUGCAGCCUCGGCACCUGGCGCCUUCGCUGCCAUCUCUUCAGACGAUUCCCUGCGCGUAUUUAAUGCUUCUAAUCUCGAUAAUGUCUCCGUCGUCUCUCCUCAAACUCACGAGGCAGGUGUCACCUCCCUGAGAAGCUAUGACUCCAACCUGCUGGUCACCGGCGGGCGAGAAGGCAAAGUUAAGGUUUGGGACGUCCGGUCAAAGGCUGCCGUUGCAGAGAUGGAGACAGCGAGAAAUGCUCCAGUGCUCUCUGUAGCCUGCAACCCCGGCACAAAUACUCUUGUUGCGGGGACAGAGCUUCUAUCAUCUCAAGCAGUGGUGGCAUUCUGGGAUAUCAGGGCUCCUCAAGCACCCCACCUUCAAUACGUAGAAAGCCACAACGACGACGUCACUGAGCUCCAAUUUCACCCAAGUCGCAGCAACAUAUUACUAUCCGGCAGCACGGAUGGCCUUGUCAACAUCUACAACACAAACAUCACAGACGAAGACGAGGCCCUGGUCCAAGUAAUCAACCACGGCUCCAUCCACCACGCCGGCUUCCUGUCCGAGCGCACGGUCUUCGCACUCAGCCACGAUGAGCACUUCUCCGUGCACCCGGCUACGGAUCCGGACGAGCCAGCCCAGGACCCGGAACCCGUCGACUUCGACGAUGUACGAGAGCCACUGGGCUGCGAGUACGUGGUCCAGGUCUGUACCGGUAGCCAGGGGUCAUAUAUCGUUGCCGGAAACAAAGUUGACCAACGCCUUGAUCUGGUCCCCUUAGUAUCAAGCCCGACAUGGCAGUUCGACCAUGAAAAUCUAUGGCGCCUUCCCGGUGCCCAUGGUGAGGAGGUUGUGCGCUCCGUCUACGUGGAUGAGCAGAGUCAGUCUGUUUUCACGUGCGGUGAAGACGGGUUUGUACGAGCCUGGAAGCCGGCUGAUGGCGACAAGGGAUCUCAGACCCAGUCGGGGCUUGCGAAGGGUCGUCCGAAAGACAAGAAGCAGAAGGAGCGGUUCCGGCCGUACUAG
Penicillium chermesinum is the source of this 1077-nucleotide messenger RNA. Its product is annotated as WD40 repeat domain-containing protein. The record is from RefSeq and is a predicted model, not a curated record. Gene Ontology annotation, molecular function: protein binding. Bases 1 to 1077 code for a protein of 358 amino acids. The transcript is spliced from 6 exons. Lineage: Eukaryota; Fungi; Ascomycota; Eurotiomycetes; Eurotiales; Aspergillaceae.